Messenger RNA from Anneissia japonica, 1225 nucleotides. Its product is annotated as caveolin-1-like. Lineage: Eukaryota; Metazoa; Echinodermata; Crinoidea; Comatulida; Comatulidae. The record is from RefSeq and is a predicted model, not a curated record. Gene Ontology annotation, cellular component: caveola. The coding region runs from base 284 to 688 and encodes 134 amino acids. Gene Ontology annotation, biological process: caveola assembly. Gene Ontology annotation, molecular function: molecular adaptor activity. The transcript has 2 exons.
GUAAAAUUUCCAAACAAUCUUAAAGUAAACAAACUACGUCGUGAAAGACGUUGUAGAACGCUUCCAAUAUUUACUCACUAACUUCUUUGGUUAAACGAGACAACAGCACGCAUUGCAAAGUUCACCAAAGUGUCGCCAACGGUUACCUAGUCCCCACAAUCGAAGCCGUAUUUCUCAAACAUCAAGUCUUGAGUGUUAUGCACGCCAGCUGCGCAUAGGUACUUGUCACAAAUACUAAUCACAGUCCUAUUUUGCUAACUUAUUUCUGUCCCUAACAAUAAUUAUGUCCGAACCAGAUAUUGUAGACAUGGCACACCGUGACCCAAAGGACUUGAAUUCCCAUGUUCAGGUUUUAUAUGAAGAAGUCCUUGGUGAACCAGAAGGUUCUCAUAGUAUCGACGGAGUAUGGAGAUGUGCCUUCAAGUGUUUCAGUGGAUCCCGGGACCUAUGCUAUCGCAUUCUUUCGGUGCUGUGUGCCGUUCCUUUGGCUUUCUGUUGGGGCUGUGAGUUCGCAGCCCUCUCCUUCUACCACAUCUGGUGUGUGACUCCAUUUUUGAAGAUGUACGUCAUCAACAUCAACUCUUGCAAGGUCGUGUAUCGCGCUUGCUACUCAGCGUGCUGUGAUCCGUGCUUCGAGUCGUGUGGUCGUGUAUUCUCUGACAUCCGGAUGACCAAAAUCAACGCCUAGCAAAAUAUUUCUUUUUAUAUUUGCGAACGAAAAGAACUAUUAAAUUAUUCUGCUUAAAAUUAUUUGUUUUUAAGCAAACAAAAUAAUGCCUAAUAAUGUGACUGCAAAACAAUAUGCAUAGUCCAUGUGUCUGAUUUGAAAGUGCGUUGAUGUUAUAAUAGAUACACUUUUUUAUAAGAACUAAUAAAAUUUUGCAUAGGCUCAGUGUUCUUAUUUUUUUGCCGAUUUCAGGCUCAAAAAGAUCUUAUUUGUUCUUAUGUUACUCACUUUUCAAACAGAAAAUUCUUAUUCUUAUUCUUUAUUGCCAGAAACAAUACAAAACAAUUAUUAUUGUAUCAGUAUACACUAUACUGGAAUGUAGGUAAAAGCGGUGAAAAAAGAUCCCUGAAAAAAAUGUCACCAGAAAAAAGGCCCCCGUCAAAAUGGCCCAAAUUAUAAAGAGUAUUACAUAGUCACACCUACUGCAUAUAAUGUAAAGAUAUAAUCUUUUGAGUUUUCUAGUUUUCUUUUUAAAUAAAAAUCUCAUUUGAUAUUUUA